Messenger RNA from Peronospora matthiolae, 195 nucleotides. The record is from the annotation of a GenBank genome assembly. NCBI's taxonomy places the organism in Eukaryota, Oomycota, Peronosporomycetes, Peronosporales, Peronosporaceae.
AUGCGAACGCGUCCCACGUUUUACGUUGGUCAGCCAAGCCGUACCAUCGAUACGCUGCUUCUUCCGAUGAAGAACGCCCUUGCUCUCAAGCAUCUCGCAGAGAGCCUUGUGCUCCAGACGGUGGGCAUCGACAAGAGUCUGAAGAGCAUUCAUCUCAUCCCGAGACCGAUCAACAAUCCCACGAGCUACCCUUAG